Messenger RNA from Chenopodium quinoa (quinoa), 2671 nucleotides. RefSeq names its product protein INVOLVED IN DE NOVO 2-like. Bases 344 to 2254 code for a protein of 636 amino acids. Gene Ontology annotation, biological process: gene silencing by siRNA-directed DNA methylation. The record is from RefSeq and is a predicted model, not a curated record. The transcript is spliced from 9 exons. Lineage: Eukaryota; Viridiplantae; Streptophyta; Magnoliopsida; Caryophyllales; Amaranthaceae.
UCAACUUUUAACUUUUUUUCAACGUUUUGUCAUUUUUAUCAGUGUCACCUUUCACUGCUUUCAGUAACCCACUCUCUUCCCCAAAACCUCCCCAAACUCUCUAAAUCGUCUUCAAUUUUUUCCCAGAUUUUCUCUGAUUACGAAUCUCUAUUUAUUUAGCUCGCAAAUCUCAAUUUUCUUCUCUUUCUCUCUCCUAUUUACUUCAGAAUUUCUCAAUUUCCAGCUUUGUUGUUGGUUGUUGGCGAUUACCCAGCAUUGUGCAUGGUUGAAGGAUUUCCGAAAUUUUGAGUAAAAUUUGAGGCUUGUUGAGUUUGUGCUGUGAUUGCGAAGAGGUGAGGAUUUCAUGGCUCAUAGCUCUGAAGAGGAGGAUACUGACAUUAGUGAAUCUGAAAUAGAAGAGUAUGGAGACAAAACAUUCGAAGAGCUUAAGAAGGGAAGUUCCAAGCUGAAAGUCUCAGAAGAAAAGUAUACCUGUCCAUACUGCCCGGGGAAAAGGAAGCGGGACUUUCUCUACAAAGAAUUGCUUCAACAUGCUUCAGGGAUUGGAAAUGCAAGUUCAAAUAAAAAAAGGGCAAGGGAGAAGGCAAAUCACCUUGGGCUUGCUAAAUUUUUGGAAGAUGAAGUGCAAAGUCAAGCUAGCUCGUCGAAACAGGCUAAUGGUGAUGCUGCUGUAGUUGAUUGUGACCAUGAUGACAAGUUUGUAUGGCCUUGGACAGGAAUAGUGGUGAAUAUUCCUACUCGAUACAGAGAGGGCCGGUUUGUAGGGGAAAGUGGUUCAAAGUUGAGGGAUGAGUUGAGAGCUAGAGGGUUCAACCCCAAGAGAGUCCAUCCCUUGUGGAACUUUAGAGGCCAUUCUGGUACUGCUGCAGUGGAAUUCAACAAAGAUUGGCUGGGUUUGAACAAUGCAUUGGCAUUUGAGAAAGAAUAUGAACUAAAUCAACAUGGAAAACAGCAUUGGCAAGCAAAAGAUACUGAAAAGUUUGGGCUGUACGCCUGGGUUGCUCGUGCUGAUGAUUAUGAUUCACCUGGGAUUAUUGGGGAGCAUCUGCGGAAGAUUGGAGACGUGAAAACAGUGUCUGAGCUUGAAGCAGAAAUAGCUCGAAAGGCUGGCAAGCUUGUCUCAAACCUGACAACCGUGCUUGAAUCUAAGAAGAAGAGUUUGAAGGAAAUAGAGACAAAAUUUACUGAGACUUCCCAUAACUUCAACAAGCUGGCAGAAGAGAAAGACAAGCUUCAUCAGGCAUAUAAUGAAGAGAUUAAGAAGAUUCAGCUGAGUGCUCGAGAUCAUUUUCAAAAGAUCUUUAAUGACCAUUCCAAGCUUAAGCAGCAACUAGAAUCUGAGAAAACAGAGCUAGAUCUCCGUGUGCACGAGUUAGAGAAGCGUGAAGCAAAUAAUGAAACUGAAAGAAAAAAACUCCAAGAGGAGAUUGAAAAGAAUGCUGUGAAAAACGACUCACUUCAACAUGCAUCAAUCGUGCAACAAAAGGCUGAUGAGAAUGUGCUGAAGUUGGCUGAAGAGCAGAAGAAACAAAAGGAGGAUCUACACAAGCGGAUUUUGCAACUUCAAAAUCAGCUGGAGGCGAAGCAAGCACUUGAGCUGGAAAUUGAGCAACUAAGAGGGAAAUUAAAUGUGAUGAAGCACGUGGGUGAUGAAGGAGACAUGGAGGUAAUACAAAAGGUAGACUCAAUGCUCAAAGAUCUGCGAGAAAAAGAAGAAAGCCUAGAGGAGGUGGAGUCUUUGAAUCAAACUCUUGUUGUGACUGAACGCAUGAGCAAUGAGGAGCUCCAGGAUGCUCGUAAGGAAUUGAUAAAUGGUUUGAAAGAGAUGUCAAAUCGUGGCUUUAUUGGUGUCAAAAGAAUGGGAGAACUAGAUAGUACAGUUUUCCAGGAAGCUUGCAAGAGAAAAUAUCCUGAAGACAUAGCUGAAGACAAAGCUGCAGAGUUCUGUUCUUUGUGGGAUGAAUAUCUCCGGGAUCCUGAAUGGCAUCCUUUUAAGGUGGUUCGGGUUAAUGGUGAGCAUAAGGAAGUAAUAGAUGUUACUGAUGAGAAGCUGAUAGAUCUGAAGAGAGAGUGGGGUGAUGAUGUUUACGAUGCUGUUACAACUGCAUUGAAGGAAAUUAAUGAGUACAACCCAAGUGGUCGAUACAUUAUUACUGAAUUAUGGAAUAACAAAGAAGGCCGGAAAGCUACAUUACAGGAAGGAGUAUCAUAUAUAUUGAACAAAUGGAAGGAUUACAAGAGGUUUAGGGGUUGAACUCCAGCUGUCAAAUUUGGUGCAGAAAAUUAUUUCAUGGUGUAUAUCUUGUUGGACUGAUGCAGUUAUGAAAAUAUGAAAUUGGGUAAAGCAUGCAAAACAUUGGGCGUGACAGCUUCACAUGCAGGAGGCAUUUCGGCAAGCGGAAAUGUUUUCCAUUAAUAAUAUGUAUUGAAACAACAAUUUUUAUCCCCCUCACCCCUGUAAACCAGGCACCAGUUUCAUUCUAUGUUGGUGGCCUGGAAUACAGACAUUUAUUAUGGUGCAGUUAGCCUAGAAAAAUUGCUCUAAGGGUAUGGAACUUUAGACCAUAUCAUUUCCUGUUUGGACCGUGAUGAUUUGUCUGUACCAGAAAACUGGCUAUUAGUCUGUUCGAUGAUAAAAUUUGCAAUGUGAUGCUGUCUUAUUUCAUCCUAA